AUGAACAGACGAGAUAAACUCAUACUUCUUGUUGAUACCGGUACUUCACCCCAUGUACGACGAACAGCUGCGAAACAACUAUCCGAUCUAACUGUCAAAGCCUUCUUAUCAACUACUCAACCGAAACCCCAAGCCGAACCCGACCGCAAAGAAGAUGUCAAGCCCGACAUCGACCUCGAUGGCUCGGUGACCCUUUCUACAGGUGGUAACGAGGAAGACGCGUGGAACGAUGUGUUGGAAACAAUAAGCAAGGUAUUACCGUUGCUGAAAAGCAAAGUAUCAGAUACUCGACAUGCUGCAGCCUAUGCGUUAGGCCUACUGGCAUCAUCUUUACCUGAAUGGUCACAUCCUACCGAGAGCCCCUCAAACCUAGAGGGACCCGAUGGAAUUAUCGAUCUUCAGGAGCUGUUGAAAGGUAAAUCGACGUUACUUGCUUCAGCGGGAAGGGAAUAUGUGGCGAAACCCUUACCUGGGGAUAAAGCCAAGAGGAGAAAGGCGAUGAUGGGGUCUUUGGGGCUGGGAGAUGCCGUAGGAUGGGGUGAUGAUGUAGAUAAAGUGAUCGGAGAUGAAGAUGAAGAUAUGAACGAAGAUAAAACCCAGAAUCGGAAUGGAUCGAAAGCGUCCAGCGUCGAACCGCCUCAACCACCGAAAGACAUAUUCGAAGGGCUAAGUGCUAGACAGAUAACUAUGUUGAAGAGAAAGAAGGGUAAUAUGGUGGAAGAGGCUAAUAAGAUGCGAAGGAUGAAUGAGAAGGCUUCGGGAAGUGGACCAAGUUCGACUGUGCCUUCGCCGGUAUCUACUCCACCAGAAGUGCCAGGAUCGGCGGCUGUCAAGUCGGAAGAUGUGAAAUCCGAGGUGGUCACCAUUGAUCCGGGAGCAAAGGCUAGGGCGGCUGCCCAAGCAGGCUCGGGAGGACAGGUCGAACCCAACGUAGAUGCAGAUGGUAAUCCAAUUAUCACUUCUUCGCUGAGGGUCCUGAGCCUUGUCAAAAGUCAAUCGCCAUGGACGACUGUAUUCUCGGAGUUAUCUCCUCAGCUACACGAACCUGUCUGGCAGAUACGGCAUGGAUCAGCAUUAGCUAUCAUGGAAAUCCUUCGCUCAUUAGGCCAAUCGUACGCUUCGAAAGAACCUGCCUACUUGCUUCAUCUCGCUCGGCAAUUACUUUCUCUUUUAGUAUUAGAUAGAUUCGGCGAUUUUGUUGGAGAUACUGUGGUGGCACCCGUUAGAGAGACUGCCGCUCAGAGCUUGGGUAUCGUCCUGAAGUAUAUCGAUAUAAAUGGUGUGAAGGAGAUACACAACACUCUGAUGGGGAUGGUCAAACAACCCUGGGCGAAACGAGGUAAGGCAGCUGAAGGGUUGGAUAGAAGUGAGAAGUUCGCCUGGGAAGUUAGACAUGCCGGUUUGUUAGGAUUAAAAUAUGAAGUAGCUGUUAGAGGAGAUUUAUUGGGUUCGAUCAAAGAGGAGGAUGUCGAAAUGAAGUCAGAUGUCAAACUUGAUCCUGCGAUAGACGAGUUGGGUAUAUUGAAGGACGUAGUGGAGGCGGGUGUAUUAGCGCUGCAAGAUUCGGAUGAUGAUGUAAGGACUGUUGCGGCUACUGCUCUUACUCCCAUACCCGACAUCAUAGCUAGUGGACUGUCAAAGACAGACCUAAAUGGUCUCCUGACAACUCUAUGGGGAUGUCUUUCGGAAGGCGGAGAUGAGCUCGGAAGUAGUACUGGUGCUGUGAUGGAUCUGCUAGGUGUCCUCAUCAGGCAGCAGCAAGUCAUGCAGUUUAUGAUCGAAAGUGCAGAACCCCUUGCCUCGCGAACAUACAAAUUCAUGAGACAUCCUAUCGCUGCUGUCCGACUAUCAGUCAUCAAGAUCCUCAUGGCUAUCGGCGAGUUGAGGGAAGUCGAGAAGGUAUGGUUAUCAGACAAUUACAGCUCGCUUUUAUUCCAAAAUCUACUGUUGGAAGAAAGACAAGAUAUCAGGGAAUUGUCGUUGAAAGCCCUCGAUGAUGCUGUACAAGAGGUGGAAGAGGAGUGCGGUGAACCAGAAGGAAUGAUGGAUCUGAAUACUUGGUUCCCACUAGUCAUGACCCCGAUAGGAGCACCUUUCGAUCAGACCUUGUUCAAGAAAGUGAAAAAUUCUACUACGGGCCAUAACGUCGAUAAAGCCAUGAUGGCAGGAGAUAUGUCGUUGGUAUCUAUGGAUACAGCUUUGCAAACUAGAUUGACGGGAGCAAAGGCUUUAGGCUUGCUGAGACGGUUCCAUGAUGAAGAUUCGAAUGACUUGAACCACCUGAAACAAUACCUCGGAUCGGCUAGUGCGCACCAAGUACUCAUGGCCACUGCCAUCAUGCAGGAAUGGGCCCUCGAUUACGACAAGUCCCAGAGUCUUAAAUCGGAAGUGAGGAGCUUGGGCGCAUCCCAUGAACUCGCAAAUCCCUUAGUGCCGAUAUUAAUCGAGAGAAUCGAAUCGCCUGUCCCCGCAACGUAUCACGAGAUGUCUGUCAUUCUCCAACGUAUAUACACUGAAUGUCAUGCCCUUCUUAACGCUUUCAACGUUGAAGGGAAAAUAUCCAAAGAUAGGAUCCCAACCUUACCCAGUCGGCUCGAUCCUCUCAGUACCUCUCCGGACGUGUUCUCUUUGACUACUGCCCAUCAAGCUGUUGGACCGACUUUCGAAGGAUUAGCCAAACUACUUACUAAACCGGCCCAGAAGAUCGCUUUGGCAGCGUUAAAGGAUAGACAGCGAAAAGUCAUGGGUUCCAUAGGUUAUUUCUCGGUCAUGAAAGAAAGGUACGAUACACAAGUCAUGGCGGGCAUAGCCAGUGCGUUGGUAGCUUUGAGAGUUAUGCCUUCGAAGCUAGGCCCAGUGAUUAAAAGUCUCAUGGAUGCUGUCAAAAAAGAGGAAAAUGAGAUUCUUCAAACUCGAGCCGCUUCCUCUGUAGCUGCUUUUAUCGAAUAUACAACCACUCCACUAUUCACCGGACGAGUCAACCCCUCGGACAAAGUCGUACGAAACCUUUUCACCUUCUUAUGUUCUGAUACGUCUGUCACACCCAUCUUCGUGCCUGGUCCAAGUGCUCAUACAGGUAUCUUCACUCUGAAAGAUGAAAAAGCUGCUGCCGCACUUGCGGCCAAGAAAGGGGCAGGGAAGGAUGCCGUCGAAGAGACCGAAGAACAGAUCGAAGCUAGAGUUACUAGAAGAGGUGCUUUGGAGGCCUUCAGAGCUAUGGCUACCCAAUUUGGAGAUAGAUUAUUUGACGCGGUACCGAAAUUCUGGGAGGGUAUAAGCGCCGCUCUGUUGUCGAAUUUUGCAAUGGGUGCGCAUAUCGAUGAGAUCGAUAAGAGACUUUCGGACAACGCUCAGGCAGGACAAGACAUAAUCGAUUGCUUGACCUCUCUCAGGCUGAUCGUCCCUGAGCUCAACUCCUCGCUCCAUGCACAACUUCAAAUCCUCUUCCCACCUAUCAUCACUGCUCUGCAAAGCUCUUUUGCGGUCAUUCGACAUUCAGCUGCUAAAUGUGUGGCAGCCUUCUGCGACGUGAUGUUAAAUGAAAGUAUGAAGAAGGUAGUAAAUGACGUCGUACCUCUUGUGGGAGAUGCUACUAGGGUGGCAUCGAGGCAAGGUGCAGUCGAAGCUAUUCAUCACAUCAUCAAGGUCCUGGACAUCAAAGCAUUACCCUAUGUCCUUUUCCUCAUUGUACCUAUCCUGGGACGUAUGAGUGAUCCGGACGAGCACGUCCGCCUGUUAUCUACUAGCUCCUUCGCGUCUUUGGUCAAGAUGGUACCACUUGAGGCUGGUAUCCCAGAUCCUGAAGGUUUCUCGCCUGAACUUCUAGCAAAACGAGAUGAAGAGCGGAAAUUCCUCAUGCAGCUGCUGGACGGUAGUAAAGCUGAACAGUAUCAGAUACCAGUGGAGGUCAAAGCGGAUCUCAGGCAGUAUCAGAAAGAUGGUGUGAGCUGGUUAGCUUUCUUGGCGAAAUAUCAAUUGCAUGGUAUCUUAUGUGAUGAUAUGGGUCUCGGAAAAUCGCUGCAGAGUAUCUGUAUAAUCGCCAGUAAACACCAUGAACGAGCGACUCGACACGCUACAUCCAAUUCGGUCGAUACUGCACAUUUACCUUCCCUGAUCGUUUGUCCACCGACAUUAACGGGUCAUUGGUACCAUGAGAUUCUCAAAUUCACUCCUCAUCUGAAACCCUUACAAUACGUGGGGAAUGCGGGUGAAAGAACGAUGUUAAGAUCCCGAUUCCCAUAUCAUGAUGUGAUCAUCUCAUCUUACGAAUCUGUACGAUCCGAUAUAACCGAAUUGACCAAGUUCAAUUUCCUAUAUUGUGUUUUGGACGAAGGUCAUAUCAUCAAAAAUGCCAAAACCAAGUUGUCAGUUGCGGUGAAACAGAUCAAAUCUCAACAUAGAUUAUUAUUAUCCGGUACACCAAUCCAGAAUAAUGUAUUGGAGUUAUGGAGUUUGUUCGAUUUCCUCAUGCCCGGUUUCCUAGGGAAUGAAAGGAUGUUCAAUGAUAGGUUCUCGAAACCUAUUUUGGCGGAUAGGGACGGUAAAGCUACACCUAAAGAAAGGGAGACAGCUACAUCCGCUCUGGAGGCAUUACAUAAACAAGUCUUGCCGUUCCUCUUACGAAGAUUGAAAGAGGAUGUAUUAAACGAUUUACCACCCAAGAUCAUCCAGGAUUACUAUUGUGAAUUAUCACCCGUUCAAAAACACUUGUACGAUGAAUUUUCGAAAUCUCAAGCUGCUCAAGAAGCUGGUGAGGAAGUCUCUUCCUCUGAUACGUCCAAGAAUGGACAAGGUCAAGGACAUGUCUUCCAGAGUUUGCAAUAUCUCAGAAAAUUGUGUAAUCAUCCUGCACUGGUCUUGGAUAACCAACCUGAGAGAUUCAAUCAGAUACAAAAGAGAUUAGGAGUAGAAGGUGGUACGGGGUUACAUGAUAUCAGUAUCGCGCCCAAGAUGGAAGCGUUGAAACAACUUCUGACCGAUUGUGGAAUUGGUCAAGCUCCCGACAAGUUAUCCGAUGAUGUGAACCAACACCGAGUCCUGAUAUUCUGUCAACUCCGACCUAUGUUAGACCUAAUCGAGAAAGACUUAUUUGACAAACAUAUGAAUUCCGUUUCAUACAUGAGAAUGGACGGAUCGACCGAUCCCAAAAAACGACAUGCGAUCGUUCAGACUUUCAAUUCGGAUCCUAGAAUCGAUGUCUUACUGCUCACUACCAGUGUAGGUGGACUUGGUCUGAAUCUGACCGGUGCAGACACGGUGAUAUUUGUGGAUCACGAUUGGAACCCUAUGAAGGAUCUUCAGGCUAUGGAUAGAGCGCAUAGAUUGGGUCAGAGGAAGGUCGUUAACGUUUAUAGGUUGAUCACCAGGGGUACUUUAGAAGAAAAGAUCAUGGGCCUACAACGAUUCAAGUUGAAUAUAGCAUCUUCCGUUGUUACUCAGCAGAAUGCAGGUCUGGGCUCGAUGAACACCGGAGAAGUACUGGAUCUGUUCAAAGUGUCUGCUGAAGGUGAACCUGUCAAACCUAAGGCUCCGACGAGUAAUGGACCGACAUCCAUGAGUAAGAUGUUAGAAGGACUCGAUGACCUACCUGCUGAAGAGGAAUAUGCAGAAUUAUCGUUGGACAAUUUCUUGAGUAAGGUGUAA
Messenger RNA from Kwoniella botswanensis, 5643 nucleotides. RefSeq lists its product as uncharacterized. NCBI's taxonomy places the organism in Eukaryota, Fungi, Basidiomycota, Tremellomycetes, Tremellales, Cryptococcaceae. Gene Ontology annotation, molecular function: ATP hydrolysis activity; TBP-class protein binding; ATP-dependent chromatin remodeler activity. The transcript has 14 exons. The record is from RefSeq and is a predicted model, not a curated record. The coding region runs from base 1 to 5643 and encodes 1880 amino acids.